Pelobates fuscus (common spadefoot toad) is the source of this 5844-nucleotide messenger RNA. RefSeq names its product dishevelled segment polarity protein 1 (gene DVL1). Gene Ontology annotation, cellular component: cytosol. Gene Ontology annotation, molecular function: frizzled binding. Gene Ontology annotation, biological process: intracellular signal transduction; canonical Wnt signaling pathway. Bases 242 to 2362 code for a protein of 706 amino acids. NCBI's taxonomy places the organism in Eukaryota, Metazoa, Chordata, Amphibia, Anura, Pelobatidae. The record is from RefSeq and is a predicted model, not a curated record. The transcript is spliced from 15 exons.
CAUUUCCAGUGCAUUUCAAGAUCAGAUUCUGCAUAUCCCUUCCUGUUUUGAGAAGCCCUGGAACAGUGUAUUGUGAAAGACUAUUGAGUGACUGACAGAGAGGAAAAGAAUUACAGACUUGGUUUCACAUUCCUCCAUGAUUUUACAAGCAUUCUGCACCUGAUCCCCGCCACAUCUCAUAAGAAGGGAGAACCUUGUCAUUUUGGGGGGUUUACCCCCCCCUUCUGAAAUCACCCUGCUCAUGGCUGAGACUAAAAUCAUCUACCAUAUAGAUGAAGAAGAAACUCCUUAUCUGGUGAAACUGCCUGUUCCUCCUGAAAAAGUGACCUUAGCAGAUUUCAAAAAUGUCCUCAGCAACAGACCUGUGCACAACUACAAAUUCUUCUUCAAAUCCAUGGACCAGGAUUUUGGGGUGGUCAAAGAAGAGAUCUCAGACGACAACGUCAAGCUCCCUUGUUUUAAUGGUAGAGUGGUAUCCUGGCUUGUUUUGGCAGAAAGCUCACACUCAGAUGGCGGAUCUCAGAGCACAGAAAGCCGCACAGAUCUUCCUGUACCCAUCGAGAGAACAGGGGGCAUCGGAGACUCCCGGCCACCGUCCUUCCACCCCAAUGCAGCCAGCAGUCGAGAUGGACUGGACAACGAGACAGUCACAGACUCUGUAGUGAGUCACAGGAGGGACCGACACCGACGGAAGAACAGGGAGACUCAUGAUGAUGUUACCAGGAUUAAUGGACACCCCAAACUGGAUCGGAUUCGGGACCCGGGAGGAUAUGACAGCGCGUCCACCGUGAUGAGCAGUGAGCUGGAGAGCAGUAGUUUUGUUGAUUCUGAUGAGGACAAUACAAGCAGGUUAAGUAGCUCUACCGAACAAAGCACAUCUUCCCGCCUUAUACGUAAACAUAAGAGGAGACGGAGGAAGCAAAAGAUGCGUCAGAUUGACAGGUCUUCAUCUUUAAGCAGUAUCACAGACUCCACCAUGUCGCUGAAUAUUAUCACAGUCACGCUAAAUAUGGAAAAAUACAACUUCUUAGGCAUUAGCAUUGUUGGGCAGAGCAAUGAUCGCGGCGACGGAGGAAUUUACAUUGGAUCGAUUAUGAAAGGAGGGGCUGUAGCAGCUGAUGGACGCAUUGAGCCUGGAGAUAUGUUACUACAGGUUAAUGAUGUCAACUUCGAGAACAUGAGUAAUGAUGACGCAGUGAGGGUCCUCCGGGAAAUAGUCUGCAAACCAGGCCCAAUUAGUUUGACCGUGGCAAAAUGUUGGGAUCCCACACCAAGGAGCUAUUUCACAAUUCCUCGGGCAGAACCUGUGAGGCCUAUUGACCCGGCUGCCUGGAUCACUCAUACCUCAGCCCUGACGGGAGCGUACCCCCGUUACGGUAUGAGCCCCUCCAUGAGCAUCAUCACAUGCACCAGCUCCUCAUUAACAAGCUCUAUACCCGAGUCGGAAAAAUUGGAGGAUUCCCCAUUGUCUGUCAAGAGUGACAUGGCUACAAUAGUAAAAGUAAUGCAGCUUCCAGAUUCAGGGCUGGAGAUCCGGGAUCGGAUGUGGUUGAAAAUUACAAUAUCGAAUGCAGUAAUAGGGGCUGAUGUGGUGGAUUGGCUGUACACGCACAUUGAAGGCUUCAAGGAGCGGAGGGAGGCCAGGAAAUAUGCCAGCAGCAUGCUAAAACAUGGCUACCUCAGACACACGGUCAACAAAAUCACCUUUUCCGAGCAGUGCUACUAUGUAUUUGGAGAUCUGUGUGGCAAUGUGGCGGCACUAAAUCUUAAUGAUGGCUCCAGUGGCACAUCUGAUCAGGAUACCCUUGCUCCCCUCCCACAUCCAGCUGCACCGUGGCCAUUAGGCCAGGGAUACUCUUAUCAAUAUCCUUUAGCACCAUCUUGCUUCCCUCCGACAUAUCAAGAGCCAGGAUUCAGCUAUGGUAGCGGCAGCGCAGGUAGCCAGCACAGUGAAGGAAGCAAAAGCAGCAGCUCCAGCCGGAGCCACCGAGAGGGAAAAAGAUCAUCUGGACGAGAGAAAGACCGAAAGUCCACCGGCAGUGGCAGUGGUUCAGACCGUGCGCCCCGCAGUGGAGGAAGCAGGAGCGAAAGGCCAGUGAGCCAACACAGUCAACAAAGUCAGAGCUCAGUAGCGAGAAGUGAACGCAGUCAUCGCAGCAGUCAUCAUUCCCAUGUUCCUUCAGGGCAUCCUCCUCAUUACAGCUUGCCAAAAAUUGGAAGCAAGUUAUGUGGCACUGGUGGCCCCCAAGCCGCUCUCCCGAACCGUGAGCUUGGCAACGUCCCCCCAGAACUUACUGGGAGUCGACAGUCCUUCCAAAAGGCCAUGGGAAACCCCUGUGAAUUCUUUGUGGACAUCAUGUGACAGUCAAAGUGCCUUCUGAGUCAGCCACCAGGCCAGCAAAGUAAUUGUAGGAAUGCCCAGAGAUACUGAGGAUCUCCACUGCCAUAGGAAGCCUCCAAGGGAUCGUCAUGGGAAAUGGUCAAAAUGCCCACUCAAAGAAUCCAUCACUACAUAUAAAGUCCUAGUUUGGGCAUUCAGAAUGAAGUGAAGAUGGAUCGAGUACCUCCAAAGCCAUGAAGUGUUGGCCAAAUAAGAGUUUUCUGAAGCUAUUGCUCUGUCUUAUUUUUCCAAAGGUUCCCUACAGAUGUUUUAGAUCCAUAAAUGAAAGCAAAGUUCCCUCUAAUCUACUACUAAAUAUAGAAAGUAAAAUACUACAGCCACUUCAAAUAACCAGUACUAUGAUGAUAUCUUGCAUUGCACAAGACGUUGAUUUUAAUCUUUCGUAUUAACGGAAUGAAGCACUUGGGAAUCCAAACAGUUCCUCAGUCUCUGCUCAAACUGCUCACAGGCUGGGCAGACAGUCUAUUUUCAACCUGUGAUUGUUUCCUACUAAUCCUGCAAACUACCAUAAACGAGAUGUACAGAGAAUCUGUGUAUAAGUAACACGUCCUAAUUUAAUGUUUUUAAUAUAUAUGUAUAUUGGUGUAUAUAGCAGUCUGAUAACAGAGCCCAGAGUUCUGAUAGGAUUUACAAAUGUCAUUGAAUUUUGUGUCUGCGUUCCUUCCAGCAGCCCAUAACUGCAUCUGUUUUAUUAGUAUAUCUUGUGAUUACUCAGAAACAAUAUGAAAUGUCUCGCCUAUGGUUUGACUGUACUAUGCUAGACUGUUAUGGAAACGAAAGAGACAUGUUUGCAGUUUUCCGAUCACACACAGACAUCUAGAUAUUUGUAAACUGACCUAACCUGAUAUAUUUACAAUUUUAGGAUUUUACUAAAGCCAUCUACAUUGGGAUUAGCGUAAAAAUAAUUCCAGUCCUACAUUGGCAUUUCGGGCUGAAUGAAUUUACUCUUUACCGAUGAAACUAUUUACCAGGUUUUUUGCUAAACUCCCAAUUACAAGGGCAAUUGUGUUAUUUCUGUUUUGCGUCUCAGGAAUAAUAAAGAAUUUGGGGGUUUAAUAAAAAAAAUUGUGAAAUUUACAGUUUAGUAAAUACAGUCUAAGAAAGUGUGUUGUUACAACGUUUUCUAACAAGCGGUGUAACACAGGACUUGAGAUAUCACGGGAGUCGAACUGACUCCUCAAAAUGUUACUACUGACUGCAUACAUUCUAUGGAUUUAAUUGUUGCUAGGCGUCUGAAAAAAAAACAAAUAUGCUGAUCCUGACUGCCGCCAUCGAUUGUAAUGAUACUGCUUGCAAACGUUCUGCAACCUCUUAGCGAGCGUUGUAUUUACCAGUCCUGGGGAGGCAGGCUGAAGUAAGCAGCUGGUCUACAUCAGCUGUAUGGUACCAGAUAAAGGGAAUUUUCCAGUAACGUGGCCCUGCUAUCAGAAUAUUUAUUUGCCUCAUCAGAUAGCACUUUAAAAACUGCCCAUACUUUGUGUUGAUGCAUUUUUCAUCAGAGGUUAUUUUAGGUUUUUUUAUAAAAAAAAAUAAAUUAAAAGUUUUUACAUAGCGUGAACUUCCUGAGAGAUAUGGUGGCUGCGGUGUGAGCAGGUAGAUUAAAACUGAUUUACCUCUUCUCUGCACAAAGGAAUGCUGGGAGCUAAACAGUUCUAGAUUCUGAUUGGUUGCUAGCAUCACAUAUUAUGUGUUAGUUGCUUUUUUUUUAACAGUAACUAUUAUUUAAGGUUUAAAGAUAGUGAUAAACAUCAAAGAUGGCUGCCCUCCGUUGACCAAAAGCACUUCAGCUUGCUGGACUGUUGUAGCGGAGAGCUGCUAUUACACAGGUUAUCUCCACUUUAGAUCCCAGUAAGGCUCAGGAACAAGUAUUAUAAAUCCAUACUGCGAUAAUUCCAGCAGGCAAAACAAUCCAACAAUAUCCCAACAUCAAUCCCAAUGACUGGACGGCACACAGCAUCAGGAGCAGAACUGACUUUUAAUUCACACAACUUCCUUAUAAAGCAUUCUCCCAUGCAAGGGAGGGAUUUGCAAUAAUUAUUACAGUAGCCAAUCAUCCACGAGUUGCCACCCACACAUCCCCUCCCCUUAGUGUGACACAUAAUCCCAUUACAAAGGACACAAAUUCCCUGAGUUUCUGGAUGUACCCCUAAACAUAGGGGUACCCCUUUAAAUGUUACAUCCCCUGGUAGCCCUGAUCUGGGUGAGACACAUAUCCAAAAAUCACCCAGAUCGGACCAGGGGUUCGGGAAAUUUAUGGAAGUACUAAAAUGACCGACCGCACUGGGCUUAACAGCCGAAAAGGGUUCCAUGUGUUUUGGCCCUGCGGUCGGUCACAGAAAAGGGAAUAUAACACACGAAUUACUUAUGUUAGGAGAGCUGGGGAGGUUUCGGGUAAUUUCCCUUGUUCGUGGGUUUCAAACUACCGAACGGGAAGCCGUUCGGUAGUUUGUAUACGAAUUGGCGGCAGUCUGGAGGUCUCAGCGGUGUUUGCCUAACCGAGUGUCCGAUUUGGGUUCCAGACACUCAACGGCAAAACGCCGCUGUUCGGGAGUUUAAAAUGGCCGCCGCCACGUGUUCGUCUCCCGAAUGGCGGCCACCCAGAGAGCAAAGAACCCACUACACAAAGCGCCAAUUAACCAUUUGCAAUAUUGUUGCGAACAGUAAUUGGAGGCACACUUACUCCUGGGGUGGUCUAAUUGUUCGGUAGUUUCACUCGCAUAGUAACUGGAGUGAUUUUACCGAACAAUCAGACGAAUGCUACAUACACUUCACAUAUACAGGUUACAAUUCAACCGAACACAUAGACAUAAAUGCAAUUUUUAGGACAGCCCAAUGCCACCCGCUACAACUGUUUUAGGGGUUUACAGUAUGUCCCACCCACGCUUGUUCAUAAAACUAAUUUCAAGACAAAACACAUUUUGGCUUUAUUCAGAUUGAUGUUCUUUAUGUGUGUGGAGUCUGUCAUUUUUUUUUUUUUUUUUAAGUUUAUACAAGUGCCAAUUUCAAUAGAAAUUGGCACUUUUAUAACUGGGACCAGAGACACUUCCCUGCUCGCCCCUUUAGACGGCCCGAGAGGUUUGCUUCUGUUGGCUCCACAGAAUUAACAGAAGUGGCAUGCUUGCUGGGCUAGAUAGCACUUGCCUUCCACUCUUCUCAAUGAGCUGUACUACAGGUUACUGAGAAACAUUAGAAAGCUCUGAUCACAUGUACACCCACACUCGUAGCUCCAGCACAGCGGUCUCUCUAUGAGAAGCCUCUGAUUGGUCAAUUCCCUAGCACAGACUCAAAGAGUGGAGGGUUUUCAAUCGCUGCAGAUUGUAGGUCUGCAGCUUUUGCAAGCUGUUUUUUUUAAUAUAUCCCUAAAGAAAAUCUGUAGGAAAAUUUGGAGGGGGUAUAUCUACUAAUUAGUUACAUUUGUAAUGGAGAUUGUUCCUUUAAUGCCU